Molecule: messenger RNA, 1002 nt
Organism: Plasmodium gallinaceum
Lineage: Eukaryota; Apicomplexa; Aconoidasida; Haemosporida; Plasmodiidae
Product: conserved Plasmodium protein, unknown function
Exons: 12
Coding region: 1-1002 (333 amino acids)
Source: RefSeq, a predicted model, not a curated record
AUGGCAACAAAAAGAUUAAAGCUUAAUUAUCUUUCACGAAAUGCAAGAUAUUUUAACACUUCAUUAAUUAAAUCAAAAAUAGACAUAUUAGAAAAUUAUGCCAAAAAAAAUAAAUUACAUAAAUUAAAGAUGGAUGACUUAUUUGAAGUCUUUAAAUUAUCAAAAAAUGAAGAAGACUAUAAACUGUCUUUACAUUUAUUAAAUAUCUACUAUAAUUUUGGAAGAAAUUUAAAUACUCAACAAGAUGUUAAUUUAUUUUUUAUUUUUAUUUUAAGAACUAAACAAUUAAAUGAAGCAAAAGAUUUUUUAAAAUAUUUUAAUGGAUGGUUAUUAUGUCCCCCUUCUAACAAAUAUAUUAUAUUAUGUAUGGAAGAAUUCUUUUCAAAAAAAAAAUUUUAUGAUGUUAGAGAAAUUUUUUCUUUUGUUAGACAAAAUAGUCAAAUAAAAUUAGAAAGUUCUUUUUACACAAUAACAAUAAAAUCAAUGCUUAUGUUGAAAAAUAAUCCUAUUGAAGAAUCUAUGAUAAUUUACGAUGAUUCAUACAAUAUGUCUAUUUAUUUAACAAACGAAGUUCACAAUUUGUUAUUAGAACAUAAUUUAUUUUAUUAUCAUAACACAAGAGAGAAAAAAUUGGAAAAUUCAAGAUCUUUGGAAUUUUACGAGCAAAACAUACGGAAAAUUAUUAUACGACUAAUAAAUGAAUUAAUUAAAAACAGAUCUUCAGUACAACUGUCAUCCAAAAGUUUAAGUUUAUUUGCUUGGGCAAAUAUUUAUUUUGACUUAAAAGAAAUUAUUAAGAAAUCAAAUAAUACUUUCAUUGAUGUUGAAAAAUGCAAUAGUUGGUUUGAUAUUUUUAAAUUGUCUUGUUUGUACAAUCAAAUGCCUCAAUGUUACAGUGGCCCAUUUUCAGAGGCAUUUAAAAAUGCAUUAGAAGAUAUGAAGAACGAUAAAGAUGCUAUUAAAGCAUUAGAAUACGUUAAUAUUUACUUCAAUGAAGAUUAA